AUGAUCGAACGGUGGACUUUGGUAUUCUUAUUAUUUUUAUCGGAAGUUUCUGGUUCCUACCAGAAUAGGAACCCUAAAUUUCCUCCACUUAAUUUAUACAUCGGCACAGAUGGUGACGGUUUCGGUGCAGGUUCAUUGCCAUUGGGAGUUCAAAGUCCAUAUGGUGCUCUUCGUCUAGGGGCUGAUACAAGUAAUACUCUAGAUAUUCCAAUCAUAUUCGAUCACUUAGGUGGCUAUCAUUAUUCUGAUACACACAUCAAUCUCUUUUCGCAUACACAUAUGUUUGGAGCUGGUGUACAAGAUUAUGGAGAAGUUGGAAUCAUGCCUGUUCAAAUUACGAAUAAUAAAGAGCUACAAAAGAUGAUUUCUAAAGAAAACGGAUAUCGUAGUGCCUUCCGUCAUGAGAAUGAGAUAGUUGAACCAGGUUACUACAAAGUUCAGCUUGAUACACAUAAGAUCAAUGUCGAACUAACGGCCACGGAACAAGUUGGUGUUCAUCGUUAUUCGUAUGAUCGUAUAAAAAAUAAACAACCUGCCAUUCUUGUCCAUAGCAGUUAUACCUUACAGAAAGGCGCAUGCAAUCAUAGUCAAAUCAAAAUCGAUUCCGCUAAUCAUGAGAUAACAGGUUCGAUUCACUUUCGGGGUUCACUUUCAGGACGAUUUGGUGGUGUAACGACUUACUUUGUAAUUACAUUGAGUAAUUGGGGUAAAUUUGGUACAUGGAGUAAUGGAAAAAUUACAGAAGGACAAACAGAAGUUGAUGGAUGCUCAACGGGUGCAUAUUUCAUUUUGCCCGACGAAGAAACUCAAGCAACAAUGUAUGUUGGAAUCAGUUUUGUUUCCCUUGAUCAAGCGCGUACGAAUCUGAAAGUUCAAACCAAUAUGUUCCAAUCAUUUGAUGAAAUUCGAGCUAUUGUUCAACAAAAGUGGCUGGAUGAAUUAGGGCGGUUUGAAGUAAGUGCGCCAUGGGAUUCUGACGCUGAAGUCAAAUUUAAUACAGCUCUUGUUCAUUCAUUAUCAAGUCCAACACAAUGGGACGAAUCCAAUGGUGUUUACCUUGGUUUUGAUGGGCAAAUUCGUACCAAACCUGAUUAUAUGCAACAUAUCUAUACCGAUCUCUCGAUCUGGGACGUAUUUCGUACUCAAAUUCCAUUCAUUAUCUUUCACGAUGUACAACGUGGUAGGGAUAUCAUCUACUCAAUCAUGCUCAUUGUUGCACAAGGUGGAGAUUUACCUAAAUGGCCAUUUGCCAAUGGUUACACAGGCUGCAUGAUUGGUUCACAUGCCGAUAUCUUGAUAAGUGAUUUAGUAAUGAAGAAAGAACAUGAUAAUAAUUUAAAUUUCACUCAAGUUAUCCAAUCGUUAAGGAAAGUAGCUAAUCAAAAUCAGAUUCAUGACAGUCGAUUUGAUCCAUCAACAUACAUUCAAUAUAAAUAUGUGCCAUAUGAUAUGGAUCAACAUUCUGCACCACUAACCUUGAGUUAUGCAUACGAUGACUGGGCUAUCGGAAAUGUCCUUAAUGCAGCUGGUUUAGCUGACGAGGCUAAGGAAUAUUACCAACGAUCAACAUGGUUCGAGAACGUUUUUGAUCCUAAGACGAAGUUUUUCUGUCCAAAGAAUAAAACUGGUGUUUUCCAUUGUCCCGCGAAUGCACUAGAAUUUCUCGAUCCAUUUGAUAACAGAUACGUCGAAGGUGAUGCUUGGCAUUAUCGAUUCUUCGUACCACAUAACACGCCACGUUUGAUCGAACUAUUUGGUGGAAAAGAAAACUUUCUUCAACAAUUGAACAUAUUUUUCGAGCGUGGGCAACCAUGGACCGAUACACUAUUACCUAAUCCAUAUUAUUGGCCAGGAAAUGAACAUGAUCUUUUCUCUGUUUGGCAAUUUAACUACGUUAAUCGAUCGGAUCUGACACAGAAGUAUUCCCGAUGGUUAUUAAAUCAUGCUUAUACAAAUCAACCGAACGGAUUACCUGGUAAUGAUGAUUACGGAACGAUGUCAGCUUGGUAUAUCUUUACUAGUAUGGGUUUCUAUCCUCUAUCUGGCUCAUCAACGUAUUUAAUUGGCAGUCCGACAUUUGAUCGAAUCAAAGUCUCUCGUAAUCAAGGUAGAUGCAAUCUUCUUAUCAAUGUUCAUGAGAAUUCUCCGAGUAAUAUAUAUGUUCAACGCAUUUUAUUGAAUGGUGAACCUUUAACAACCUUUCCAUUCAUCGAUCAUAUAAAUCAUUUGAAAUGCACGAAUGCAAAUCAAUCAACUGUUCAAUUGGAUAUUUUUAUGUCACCAACUUCUGUGUUUUCUCUUGAUAAAUAA
Adineta ricciae is the source of this 2310-nucleotide messenger RNA. NCBI's taxonomy places the organism in Eukaryota, Metazoa, Rotifera, Eurotatoria, Adinetida, Adinetidae. The record is from the annotation of a GenBank genome assembly.